CUCAGGCGCCUCUGUCACGGCCCUCUGCGACGGCCUCCGCUCCCCAUCCCUGAUCCGGCCGCGGCUUCUUCUUCAUCAUCUCCACCCUUCAAAUGCAAAGUGUGCUCGCAAUGACAUCGGGAGGCAGGUUUGUGAAUGCGGUCGGCCGGGUGAUUUCAGAACUGGAUCCUGAGGGGCGUCGCUGGCCUGAAGACUCUGUUCCCCGACAGUAGAGCUCCUCCCUCGCCCAGAACACAGCCAUGAAGCAAGCUCAGGAGCGCAACCAGGAGUGCCUGCCUCCCAAGAAGAGGGAUAUCCCCGUCAGCAGCGGCGGCGGUGGUGGCGGCGGCGGCGGCGGCGGUGAGCCCCCAGGGACCAGUCUAGGAGGAGGAGGAGGAGGAGGAGGUGGGGGAGGUUGUGGAGGGGAUGAGGUGGCCCCCCCCCAGAGCUCCGGUCCCAGCCUUGACGCUCAGGGAGGGGCCAGCUCCGGGGAUUGGCUGCGCGCCCAGACAAGCCUUCACUACGGGAUGGAGAGUUCUGAAAACAUACCAGCCGUGCCUGUCGACCAGUACAGCAUGCUCUACAAAGUGGCCCUCCCCUCCGGCACCUACUCCUCCUCCAGCCUCCACCCCGUGCUCAGCCAUAUCUCCCCUGCCUACACGGUGCACUCCCCCCUCAUGCAGCAUCCAGGGAUCCCCUACCCCCCGCUGGGCUACGCCCAGAUCCCCCACUCCCAGCUGCAGUUCGUCAGCCCCUCCUACGCCGCCGUGCCGUACGCCGUGCCCCCCGGCUUCGUCCACGGCUCCAUCCUCUCGCCCUCGGGCGCCCUCUCCCAGCCCCACGCCGUGUCCCACCUCGUCCCCUACCCCUCCGUCAUGCAGGAGGGCGUCGUCUCCCCCCCGUCCCAGCAGCAGGUGGCUGCUCACACUUUUACCAAAGUCGGGGGGUCGGGCGGGAUCCCCCUGAUGCUGACCUCGGAGCAGGCGGAGCUCAGCGCCCGGGGGCUGCCGGUCUACUACCGCCCCCAGGGGGCGCUGGCGGGGCCGGAGGUGCUGAGGGACGCCCACAUGGUGCAGCAGGAGACCCAGGCCAAGAUGAACGGAGGGGAGGGGAGGGAGGACGCGCUCUAUAAGGGCAGGACCUCCCGGCUGCUCCAGGUGGCUCCGGGGGGCGGGGCGCUGGACUACGGCCCGGACCGGGGCCUGAAGGACCGCCGGGGGGAGGACCGGCACUCCCCGGGCCAGAGGAGCACGCCCGACAGCGACCUGGAGCUCCAGCAGGCGGGGGCGCCCUUGUCGGGGCCGGGCCACGGCGGGGGCCGUAAAGAAGUGUCCUUCGCGCCGCUGAACCUCUCCCAGGGCUCCCAGAGGGCCCGCGAGGCUCACGGCGACCCCACGCCGGAGCACUCCGUCAGGGCCGCGGCGUACACGGGCCACGCCGUCAGCUACGGGGACCCCCGCUUCGCCGGCCUCCAGCAGCAGGGGGCGCUGCCGGGCCACGCCGUCAUCCUGGCCAACGGACAGCCCGUCCUUAUCCCCAUGGAGUACCAACCGCAGCCGCCGCCGCCGCAGCAGCAUCACUACGCGUGCCAGCCCAACGACGUCUCGGCCAUCCCUUCCUUCAAACCCUCUGACCCCCCAGCCAGAGUGUGCCUCUCUGAGCGGGCUGUGGUUGAGCUGGCCACAGCUCAGCAGCAGCAGCAGCAGCAGCAGCAGCAGCAGCAGCUGCUGCAACAGCAGCUACAGCAGCAGCAGCAGCAGUCCACCCACCACGCCCCCCCGGGGGCCGCUCAGGCCCCCCCGGGGCCCGCCGCGGCCUCGGGGCCCGGCAGCCCGUCCCACUUCAUGAAGGGGGCCAUCAUCCAGCUGGCGACGGGCGAGCUGAAGCGCGUGGAGGACCUGCAGACGCAGGACUUUGUGCGGAGCGCAGAGGUGAGCGGCGGGCUGAAGAUCGACUCCAGCAUGGUGGUGGACAUCCGGGCCAGCCAGCAGAAGGCCGGCCUGGUGGCGCUGCACUUCACGGUGGGCGAGCAGCAGAGCAAGGUGACCAUCGACGUGCCCCCCGAGCACCCCUUCUUCGUGUUCGGCCAGGGCUGGUCCUCGUGCACGCCGGAGCGCACGGCACAGCUCUACGGCCUGGCCUGCCACCACCUGCAGGUGGGCGACGUCUGCGUGUCCAUCACCCUGCAGCAGCAGGUCCAGACGCAGCCCCCGCCGCCCCCGAAGCAGCCCCAGCAGCACCACUACCCCCAACUACUACAGCAGCAGCAGCAGCAGCAGGGCCUGGCCCGGACUCCCAGUAAAGCCAGUACUGGUCCCAGCCCGCAGCCCAUGGGCCCGCCCGCGCCCCAGCAGCCCCGGCUGCAGGCCCAGUUCCGGAUAGAGCGCAUGUACAGGGAACAGGACAGGGAGAAGGAGGCGCCAGGCGCGGAGAGCGUGGCGCCCUCCCGGCCCAGCGUGCCCUCGCCCUCGGCGGAGCACGGCCGCAGCCAGAGCAGCAGCUUCCAUUUGCACACAGAGGGCCCCGCCGCCCAGGGGCCCUCGGCCGUCCUGCUGGGGGCCGCCCAGGCCGGGCUGAGCGCGGCCCAGAGGCGCUGGUCGGCCCCGGGCCUCCAAAGAUGUGUGAUAAAGGGCGGCGAGGGCCCGCACGCACAGACCAGGCCCUCCUUCGUCCCCCAGGAGGUGAAACUGUCCAUCGAGGGGCGCUCUAACGCAGGGAAGUAGCACCAGGAGGAGUAGGAGUCCUACAGACGCAGCCAAAAGAGAGGAUGAGUGGGGGCCGGAGGGAGGAGGUGAGAAUGGAGCCUCAGAAUGUUUGAGAUUUUGCACACUUACCGAGACACAAAAUGGCCGUUGUUGUUCUGUGGUCUUAAGGAUUGCUCUGUGGGUUCAGCCGGCAGUCAGGCCCGGCCUUAAGGUCCUCUCCGGCCCGGGGGGUCCGGGGGGGGGGGGGGGGGGGGGGGCGGAGCAGGUGAAUCUGGAGCAUGUAGCUGGUCAAACACCGUUCAUAACCCGGAGACGGUUCGAUUAUCCUCCUUACCUCACCUCCACUUCUGCAUAGCCAUCACUUAUCUUUGUUUCACCCAACCCAUUUCACCACAACAUGAGAUACGGAGAAUGUGAUCUUGGCACAACUGUUAGUUCAAUCGUUGUUUUUUUUUAAUCAAUGGCCACUACCACCCCACCCCCCCCCCUUGUUUUAAGCUCCACCUACAGGGGGUGGGAAGUUGAUGUGACCAAUGCCAGGACUCUGAGGUGAUGUGUGCCAUGUAUUCGUCUCUGUUGCCCAAAGACCACUAGGAACCCUAAGGCCUCGUCUACAUUCCCAGUCGGAGGAGAAGCAUAUUCCCAGAGGUUUAGGUUUAGUGGGAGAAGAUUGCCGUCACAUAAUCAACCGCCAAUCAAGGGUCAUUUAGAACAAUCAUUCAAUUAGCAUCACACCCCUCGCUGACUAAUUAAAUCUCCCCCUCUUAGAAACCGACACCGUUUACAGUUUACCCAGAGUGGGGACGGACAUAUUGUUGGGGUCAUAUCACGCAUCAGAAUAUUACCCUCUGGGAAAUGUUAACAUAGAAUUUCACAUCUUGGAGUCAAGGCCAUCCCUUUUAACGUCUAUGCCUCAGAAACUCACGGUGAGACAGUCACUGCAGGCCGUUCUUUGCAGUUAAAGUAGUUUAGUUGCUACUGCUCAUUCAUCGAAUCAGCCGAGAGAAUUCCUUGUCUCCAGAACUGUCUGCUUUCUGAUGGACCGUCUAUUUGCAAGAAUUCGCUAAUCAACUAGAGACCAUAAAAGGUUCCUCUAAACGCUCGUAUUGUGGCCAACAAAUCAAAGACAGUUGAUGUUUCCCUGGUGGAUUGAACUCCACAUGCCUCCACCUUCACACUCAGGAGGAACCCCGGUUCUGCAUACAUGAAGUCUUCGUCCAGGAGACCACAGCUUUAGUAAUGGCUCUGGGCACUCAGACCCUUCUACACAAUCAAAACCUUUUUAAGAAUGUAAGGCUUGUUUUUCAGUUCUUUUGUAUCACCGUUUUAUAUCGGCGGCGGGUUCGGGUGGUUUCGAUGGAAACAUAUUUCCCACCGUUCUUAAAACUGUCGGGUGACAUUGUUAAGAUGGGAAAUAGCUAAAUUUAUGUUUUAAAGUAUUGUUACAUGGGCUGCAAGUGUACUUUUAUCCACCCACUGAUCCAAUGCCAAUACCAUGGACAGAAACAUGGUGAUACCCCUUAACAUAUCUGCAAAUUGAACUGGGCAAGUUUGGGAAAGACAACUGCAGAAUAAAUAUUCCCUUAUGUAUUCGGAACAGAUCGUCUCCCACUUUUCUCUUUAACAGGCAUGCAUGUGGGAGACAGUUCAAAACGUUUUGGAUUAGAGGCAUUGAUGCUAAUCGAAAAACAUUUUAAGGUGGAACUCCUAGAAUAAAUUCCUCCAUGGGGCUUGUUCUGUUUUUAGGAUUCAUUAAAAACUAGCUUGCAAAUUAACACUGUUGUAUAAUUUGCACUGUUUGCUGUUUAGCCAAUGUGGGUGCUGCAGGUUCAAUCUUCUGAGAGGUUUUAGACUUGUCACUGAACUGAAAGAUUAUUAAGUGCAAUUAGACCAUGAUGAUAAGAAUCAAAUGUAAACAUUAUUAUUACAGGCUUGCAUUCCACACAAACAUUCCUAUGAUCAACUGUCAGACCCUGGCCCGGUGAGACCAUCCUGAUUCGUUCACACCCGGAUCAGUCUGGCCUCGACCCAAUGGUAAUGCUUUCCAAGGUGUUUUAAUUGAUUGGCCAAUCAGGGCUUGGGGGGGGACUUUCAUCUCAUGACAAACAGGGCGCGGUAGAUUUAAAGUUAUGGUGUGUUCCUGAAUCCUCGAACGCCAUACUUCCGAGUCGUAAGUCGAAGAUCUCGCAGCUUUCUUGCAGCAUUUCUCGAAGGCACACUCCCUUUUUGUCUUCAUCUUUCGAAAAUCUGAGAGUAGACCGAGAGCAGUGAUGACGCUCUCAACAAAAUGGCUGCGCCCGUGAAGAGAUGUAUUUUCUUUGUAUUUGUACAAUGUUGUUCAUUUAAAACUACUUUAUUCCGUUCACCAAUUUAUCCAUUGCAUGGUCUUGCUGUGCGUGCAAUACAAUGUAAAGUUGUGGUGUUUGUUUUCGGGCCGGUUUGCUAAAGAGGCUAAUGUAGCUAACAAUAAACAACGACUAGCCAAUUUCAUGCCACAAUCACAAAGACGAACGGGAAUGCUAUGAAUGCUCCGAGACUGGAAGUGACGUCAAACAUGCAACUCGGAAGGCUCGCGUCCGAGGAUUCAGGAACAAACCAUAAGCAUAAACAAUGGCGCCGUCACAAGCUUUAAUCUGAAAUAGACUUAAGAACGAUGUUAAAAAAUGAACAGAAAGCUGAACAUUUAGCCGCUCCCAUACGAAUGGCUGCAAGCCAAGGCCAGGCCGUUGUUCUUUGCUAAAUGCUAACCUGAUCUCUGGAUGGUCUCACUGAGCGACUGGAACCUGGUGUGUUGGUGUGUCCCCUUCUCUGCUCGGUGGCUUGAAUGUUCUUUCUUACUGCUGUAAACAUUUAACCUCACCCAAUCUGUCUGUCGUAGGCUGAUAUGACGGGGUCUCGGACUUGGAUACUAUCCUUUUUUUUGUUUGGUAUUUAUGUGUUUGUGUCCACGUUGGUCGACCGUCGAGUUAGAUCCCAUGAGCUCCGCAUCGUUUAUCAGACGCUCGCCCCUGCAGUUCUGUUGACGUCCACCGGGGUCGGAGUCUGAAUCUAUCAAGUCUAGUUCAUGCACUGGUACCCGGUUUGCAGGCUUUCAUCAACAUACAAAUCACACUCUUAGGCCCACAGAAUUUUGUAACGAUUGAUGGCCAUUUAGGAACUUAUUUUUCAUUUUGAAAUGCUAUUGGCAAUCUAGUCACACGUAUAACUGGUAUACAUUUCACGUGGUCCUAGCAUGUACUAUGCAGUUACAACUCAAGUAUUUUACCCUUCAAUGUCCACGGCCUCCUUGGAAACGGAAAAGACUACGAGAGGCGAGUGGGUUCGUUGUUCAAGGCCGGAGCCACGCAGUCUUCUUUCCCAUGCAGCCUUGAAUGGCAAACUCAGUGUUUCAUUCUGUUCACUGUUCUGUCUCGCAGUUUUUCGAGUCCCCACUUUGGCAUUGUGGCUCAGAUUAGAACAUAUCGUUGGAGCACAACGGCAUAAGAUGAUCUGUCUAAAAGCGUGUCCUGUGCUCAUAUGGGUAGGAAUGAGAAGCCACAGCGCGGCGUGGUAAAGCUUCAAAUGCUUUCUGUGUACGGCCAAAACAUCUCUGGCAGCAAUGCCCUCUGGUUGGUACAGGUCUCUGAAUCCGGGACCUGGUCUCUGAACCCGGGACCUGGUCUCUGACAUGGUCUGUCAGAUAAUGCUCUGGUCCACUCCAGAUCUCUGACCAGGUCUGUCAGAUGAUCCUCUGGUCCAGAUCUCUGACCAGGUUUGUCAGAUGAUCCUCUGGUCCAGAUCUCUGACCAGGUCUGUCAGAUGAUCCUCUGGUCCAGAUCUCAGACCAGGUUUGUCAGAUGAUCCUCUGUUCCAGAUCUCUGACCAGGUUUGUCAGAUGAUCCUCUGGUCCAGAUCUCUGACCAGAUUUGUCAGAUAAUCCCCGGGUCCAGAUCUCUGACCUGGUCUUGGUCCAGGUUCCUGACCCGGUGUUUCCGGUGACCCCUGUUCUACUAAUGUGAUGGAUCGAUGAGCGCUCUUUAUUCUAUGUAAUUGCACUAAAAGUCCUCCUUUACAGUGUUUUAAGAUCAACUAUUGGUAAAUUGAAGUUUCCAAAUAUCAAGCACCCAAAAAAGUAAGGGAAAAAAAACUGUGCGUAAUGUUUUCCUGUAGAUAUGAGUAUUUUUUGUAUGGUUUUAUUCUGCAGCUUGUCGAUAAUGCCUUAAGGUGUGCUUUAUACAAGGUGUGGAUCAGAUGUUCUAUGCCCUGGCCUCAGCCCUGCUGGGGCCUCACUCCCCUGCUUUAUACAAGGUGUGGAUCAGAUGUUCUAUGCCCUGGCCUCAGCCCUGCUGGAGCCUCACUCCCCUGCUUUCGCUUUGCUCGUGUAUCAACUCUCCCAGUGCAGUGUUUCACAACGUCAAAACACGCCCACAAUAACCUUCUUCCCCUUAAGCAUGAUCGGUUCAAUUCAUUAGUUUCCUUGUCUGACCGUCAAGUUAGUGGAAGAUGUUGCACUUUUAACAUGAUGUCAGGUGUGUGAUGGAGGCUGUUCCUGAACAGGAGUUUAAACAGAGUGUCCGUGGUGUGUGAGCUGUGUCGGUAUCUAUCUUGAAGUCUACCAGGUUUCCUUCUUACUGGUUUAUUGACGGUGAAAGUGAGGCAGAGAGUGUAAAGUGGUUUGCUUUUCAAUGGAAAAUGUUAUUUUUAUGGUAACCAUUUAAUGAAUCGUUCAUUUGUUUUGAAACACUUUUUUUUUUUUUGUCCCUUUGUGAAUUAGUUUGGGCCUUAAUAUAAUUGUAUUUUGGUAUCACUGUUACCAAAUGAAAUCAGGAUAACGGGAACGGUUUAAGAAUUUAAAUGGAGAUGUUUUCAUAUUGACAUUGUUAUUUUUGGCCCUUGGUGUUUGUGAUGUGGAAUAACAUAAAAAGACCUAGCAUCUGUUCUUUUUCUUUUUUUUUUACAACACAAUCUGCAAAAUAUAUGCAAUGAUGUAAAUGUAACAUUCAAUCCUCAACUAUAAUCCAGGUUGUAUGAACUUUGUAUAGUCCGUUUUACUAUUCUAUGGCCGUACCGGUAUGUAUUGAUUCUUUAUCAGAAGCCUUAGAGUUGUGUACCCAAAGUGCUCCCUUAGACUACCCUUCACCUACCUGAAAUUUAACAAAGCAUUAAUGACUAUAUUUUGUUUCAUUUUUAUUUCUACUUUUUUGGAUAAAAUAGAUUUGUACUGUAUAUUUGUACCUCUUUGUGGACUACUUAGGUCUUCUUUGUUUUUUGUUGUUUUAAUUCUAUGUACUUAAGGACACAGAUAUUGUAUUUUUAUUGUUAUGGCUAACUUCUUUGAGACGUUGCAUUUAUCAUGUUUGUUAAGUAAACACAAUAUAAUAUAUACAUAUAUAAAUAUAAACUAUUAUCCUACCACUUUGCUUUCCGUUUAAGUUUUUUUUUUAUAAAAGUGAGUGGAAGUGAAAAUCUGAAAUAUCAUUAUGCAUAUUCUAUAAUACAAAGGUUACUAUUUGCAUCCAAUAAAUUUGAUUUGAAAGUGUUUAUAUCGGUCCUCUGACUAUUAAACUCAUAGGGGAAUCAACAAUAUUUAGUAGCACAUGAAACAAGCCUAAAUGCAGAUGGUGCUUAAGGUAAGUUGUGUUGCACAGCACGGGGCCUGCCCUACAUAAAUGAAGGUGCAAAUAUGUUUUUGGUCCAUAACUGGUAGGUGCUUUGUGCUCAUACACUUUGACUAGUUUGAUUAACUGUUGAUUAUUCUGAUGUUUCGUUUUACAUGAAAGAUGGAUCUAAUACAGGCAGUGAUAUUCAAUGUUUUAUUUCCAUAGUCUAUUCCAAGUUGAUAAGACAGUUACCCAGGGACUGUGGACACACCAUCAAUUCAGCCGUUCAAUAUGUAAGUACAUUAAGCACAUGUCCUCAGUUUAAUCUCCAAUUUUCUCCUUUUGGCCAUUUCUGACAAAUCGAAGGUCAUGUAAACGCGUACAUCAAAGCAAAUCCUGAUGGACAGAACCAAAGGCCAAUUCUCUAACACCACCAGAAAGGAGUCAUUUCCUUUUAUUUAGAAUAAAACAGUCAAGCAUCAAAAUAACAAGCUCAUACUAAACCAUAGGACAAAUGCAGUUAUUACAACAUGCAAUGCUUACCUAAAAUCGAAAAUCGAUAAGCUCAGAAGAGAGAAAAUGCAUCAAUACGUCCAUUGCAAUCAUGGUUCUUCUGAACAAAUAUUUUAGUGUAGAAUUCUUGGACUAGGGGACCUGGAUGAUCACAUAAAUACAAGAAUCAAAAAAGUCACAAUGGAGAAUACCUAGUAUUCAAAGUCUGACCUGUGUAUAAACCCAUGUAGAAAUAAUUGGAUAUCAGCGAUCUGCCCUUGGGGAAUCAAGGUGUCACCCUGUUUCUUGCACAACAGACUACCUUUAAAGACACUUCCUAGAGCACCCUAAUCAUGGCCUAGAAUCCCACCUGUGGUAUGAGAUCCUCUGUUAGAGAUCUGAGCUCUCACUGAGUUCAACUGCCUGAGUAGCUAAGCACUAUAUGAAGAAUUAUGUUCCGUUUUGAUCUGCAUAGUUUUCAUGGAAAGUGACCUAAUCUUUAUCUCAAUAAAUAUACCCCUGUUGCAUAGAGGUUUAAAGCAGUCGUGGAAUACAAGGUGUUCAAAAACAAAAUAGGAAUUACAAGAGCAACCUCACCUGUCAUUUACAUAAAUAGCUUGUUAAAUGAGCGCUAAAC
Molecule: messenger RNA, 9392 nt
Organism: Gadus chalcogrammus (walleye pollock)
Lineage: Eukaryota; Metazoa; Chordata; Actinopteri; Gadiformes; Gadidae
Gene: atxn1l
Product: ataxin 1-like
Exons: 3
Coding region: 240-2702 (820 amino acids)
Biological process (GO): regulation of DNA-templated transcription; anatomical structure development
Cellular component (GO): nucleus
Molecular function (GO): protein binding; RNA binding
Source: RefSeq, a predicted model, not a curated record